This is a messenger RNA of Rhododendron vialii, 1603 nucleotides long. RefSeq names its product transcription factor bHLH25-like. The transcript is spliced from 5 exons. The coding region runs from base 111 to 1121 and encodes 336 amino acids. Gene Ontology annotation, molecular function: protein dimerization activity. NCBI's taxonomy places the organism in Eukaryota, Viridiplantae, Streptophyta, Magnoliopsida, Ericales, Ericaceae. The record is from RefSeq and is a predicted model, not a curated record.
AUCGACUUACAACUCUAUAUAAGGACACAUGCAAGAUAUGAUGAGAGAUAGAGAGAAUUAUAGGCUUAUUUCUAGUUGAAGGGUUUAUUGAGGAAGAGAAGAACUGAUUCAUGGCUGACUUGCCGGUCUCAUGGUUAUGUGAUCUGGGAAUGGAAGAUCCAAUGUUCGUGGAUCCCUGCGACUUCAUGGCCUCCAUGGACGAAGAAUUCUUCAACAUUCCAAACAACAGCUCCACCACCAACUUAUCCUCUGCUUCAAUAUCAUCAAACACGGACUUAGCUCCUCAAAUAUUCGACGAAUUACGGCCUUCAAAGCAGUACCACAUGGCCAAAACCUUCACUUCUCCAUCUUCUGGAUUCAUUCUCUCUUUUGGAAACUCGAGUAAUAAUCCAUCAGAAAACCCUCAACAAGCACCGAUGAAUCUCGAGGACGAGGUGGUAUCGAGUUUUUUGAUAUCUCAACAACGGUCGUCGUUUGUGAACCAUGAGGAGGGAAUUACGAAAAGUGGGAGAUUAGGGAUGAAGAGGAAGAGCAGUGGAAGCAGUAGCAGUAAUCCAAGGCCGCGGUCGCACGCUUAUGAUCACAUAAUAGCAGAGAGAAAGAGGAGGGAGCAGCUCACCCAGCUGUUUGUGGCUCUUUCAGGCAUUGUGCCUGGCCUCAAGAAGAUGGACAAGACCUCUGUCCUGGGAGAGGCCGUGAAGUACUUAAAACAACUCCAAGAGAGAGUGAAAAAACUCGAGGAGCAAUCCCCAAAGGAAAAAACAAUGGAGUCAGUGGUACUGGUUAAGAAAUCGCAGCUCUCGUUCGGAGACGACGAGUCCUGUUCCGAUGAGAAAUUUACUGGUGGGUCCAAUAUUAAGCCGUUACCCGAGAUUGAGGCCAGAGUUUGCAACAAGGACGUCCUUUUAAGGAUCCAUUGUGAGAAGCACAAGGGAGUUUUGGCCAAGUUGCUUCUUGAGCUGGAGAAGCUCGACUUGGUUGUUGUCAAUACCAGUGUGGCGCGGUUUGGAAGCUUGGCUCUUGACAUUACCAUUAUUGCUGAGAUGGAAACAGAAUUCCAGAUGACAGUAAAAGACUUGGUGAAAAGACUUCGUCCGGCUAUACAGCAGUACUUCAUGUAAAUAUAGCUUGAAUGAAGACUCAGCACAACAACAAAUGUAUCAAAGUUUGCAGGCUGUCAUCCUUUGUAUCGUAGUUUUUUCAUUAUGGCUAGCUCCUGACGGAAAAAAAAGAGAAGAAAACCAGGGCCAAGGGGGAUCCCAAAACUUUAUCCAAGCGGGCAAAGGGGCUGAGGGGGAUCCCAAAACUUGACCCUAGUAGGUGAGCCGGCUGCCCCUAGGCGUUCGGUCUGAUUGUUACAUUACUUUAGCCAUCACAAACCAUGAGUACAAUCGCAUGGCGUCGUGAUGAAGCUGCCAGGGAUGAACCUAAUGAUUGGCUGUAUGGGUCAUAGCCCCUCCCUAAGCAAAUAAUAGUCGCCAUACGGUCCCUAAACCAAUUAUGUAUACAUAUGAGUUGCAAUAGGUUUGGCCUCCACCCUGUGUGAAUUAAAUUUUUGAUGGACCGUUAAUUUGUUUUUGUCUAUUAAGAUGGAAAUUUUUUU